Cadophora gregata is the source of this 1626-nucleotide messenger RNA. RefSeq lists its product as uncharacterized. Gene Ontology annotation, molecular function: protein binding. NCBI's taxonomy places the organism in Eukaryota, Fungi, Ascomycota, Leotiomycetes, Helotiales, Ploettnerulaceae. The record is from RefSeq and is a predicted model, not a curated record. Bases 42 to 878 code for a protein of 278 amino acids. The transcript is spliced from 5 exons.
UUCACCGAACAUUUAUUGGUGGUCGUGAGAACCUAGUCAAAAUGACAGACUCUUAUAACCGCAUGUUAAAGUCUCAAGUCAGAGAAUGGAGCACGCCUUCAUCCCCAGUUACAUGGGCACCAGUUCGAGAAGAAUACAAUUGCGGGCCUCAAUACCCAGAUAACUGUCCUGCCGCAUACGACGGCCUUCAUCCAAAUGAACUUGGUGAGUAUCAAAUUGCUCGCGGAUUCAGCCGAGCACUGGUCAGUGGCCUAAGAAUCGGGAGAACGCCGCUCGAGAUUCCAGGGAACAUACCUUCAAGGUCACUGCCUACGCCAGGGAAUUUCCGAAUGUUCUCUUCUGAUCUUGGUGUUACGGCUACUUGGGAUAAAGUUUAUGGAGUCUACUCAUACGAUGUGGAGUACAUAAUCAAUGGUGGGGCUCCAUAUAACUUCUCUCCCGGAAGUGUCGCGUCCAAUAGGUGGGAUUCGAGAUGGGCUCUUGAUGGCUGGAAAUAUGAGGUUCGAAUUCGAUCGAGCGCAGGAAAUCGCAAAGGCGCAUGGACUGCGUGGUACUCUGCCAUAGCUCGCCCUCAUACAGCAUCGGCACCAACCAAUGUUGUCACCCGUCCUACUGCGAAUGGGAUAGACGUCACUUGGACGGCAUCUACAGGCUCGUACAGUGACACAGUAUCACAGUACAACGUCUAUUUCUGGGACCAGGACCAGCCUUGCUCGUUUCUUCUACUUGGAGGUUUCCUUCCCGGCGGCUCUGCAUCCCUUGUGGACCUUGUCCCCGGCCACAGGUAUCUCAUCGCCAUCGAAGCUUGGAAUGCCGUAGGUGCUGGUUUCCCACUUGUAGCCAGACGUGCAGUGCCUGGACGUGGUGGAUUGUACUGAUCCGAAGACGGUGUCAGUCUGUACAGAGACAGUGACUAGCUUCUCGGCGACGACUACCACCUUUACCCACUGCGAUGAGGUUACGGCUUGCGAUGCACAAGGAGCGACGAAGACAGUGACUGAGAAUUGUCAAUGCACAGCAUGUUCCGACGAUUCUGAUUACGAUCCAUUUUUCGUUUACGAAGACCAAGGACCGGUGUUCAGAGACCCGCCCACAUAUCCAUCUGACCUUAUCGUCGUGGUUGCCGGAACGACCAUAAUACCAGAAAGUCCUUCUGAACCAACUUCAGAACCACCUCAGCCGACUCAACCUACUACGCCAUUGUGUAUCGCAAGCAGCAGUAACCCGGUUCCAGGUGGAUUUCCGGUUUAUAACUAUGUUGCCUUCUUUCCGGCCUAUCGCGGAUCCGAAUAUUGGAUCUCCGCCAGACUUUUGCAGUAUCCCACGAGAUGAACCUGUGCUGGACUACUGUGACUUCAAGGGAAGGUUUGUAAAUCAAGGUCAGAAGUAUCGUGAAACAGGGUGUGCAUUGUCCGUUGAGAUUAAGGGUAGCGUCUACUCUGACUAUGAAAUUCCGAAGGAGGGUGAGGAGAAGGAUUUCUGCCGUUGCAAAGGGACCAAUUGGACUGGUCUGUUAAUUUUCAAAGCAUUGCCCUCGUUUUAAAUGUAUGAGUAGUUAAGAAAUAGAUUCGAAUAGUUGGAAGGGGGUUAAUGACAUAGGGUCAUGUAAAGGCUGAUUGAAUGCUC